Phytophthora infestans T30-4 is the source of this 1389-nucleotide messenger RNA. RefSeq lists its product as uncharacterized. The transcript has 2 exons. The record is from RefSeq and is a predicted model, not a curated record. Gene Ontology annotation, biological process: nuclear-transcribed mRNA catabolic process, nonsense-mediated decay. Lineage: Eukaryota; Oomycota; Peronosporomycetes; Peronosporales; Peronosporaceae. The coding region runs from base 1 to 1389 and encodes 462 amino acids.
AUGCCUGGAGGUGGUCGGUCAUCUUCGCGCCACGUUCCACCGCCACCACCUUUCGACCGCAGUCUUAAUGAACCCGUGCGCGUGUAUCCCUCCGAUCCAUGUCGUAGUGGGUCUCUCGCAGCGUUACAGUCGCUGCACACCAAGAAUGUGGCGGUUGUGGGACUUUUGAGCACCAGCUCAUCGUCUUCCUCGCACGCCUUCGCCUUCGCCAACCGGGUCAUUGGCCGCCUCGUCUUCCGAGAUGACGAAAUGCAAAGUGCAACGACAGUGAAGGACGCCAGAAUGCGUGCGAGUAUCCAUCUCUACUAUGACGACGUGGCAAGAUGUAUUUAUCUAUUUGGGCUGGCACGACCCGACAAUUUCAAUAGCAGCAGCAAACCGUCAGCUCGAAGACAACCCACGACUGGUGAUGAAGCUGACGAGCAGCUACCACUGAAAGAAGAGCAACGGAUUCACAACGAGAUGGGUACAUUUGAGCGUGAGAAGCUCAAAAUGCAAGUACUGCUCUACUCCAGCUGCAAUAUGAUAAUAGUGCUGAAAGAAGACGCACGGGUCACUACGAACGUGUUGAAAGAGGUUCGUGCUCUGGCUGUAGAGAAGGCACAACUUCAGAGCUUUGUGCCGACAUCGGCCAAACAUUCCAAGCGUGAUAGCAACCACUCGAAAGGCUCGUCGUCCUCAAGUGGAGGCAAUGCGUUUGCCCCCGGUCGCUGUGUGCCGCUAGCGAUGUAUGUUGUUCCAGCACCCAACGAGAUCUUGCAACUUUCAAUGAAGAUACAGGGAUCGGGGCCUUCACGCUCCGCCACAGUAACAUAUUGCAAGUCACUAGAGGCGCGUUUGACGACUCUGUUCAGGUCACUACGUGGCAGUACCGUUGGGUCCUGUCGGAUGCGUGACGCGCUAAGUGCCGCGAAUAUGAGCAAAGAACGGCGAGUGUUCAACUUGGACCCUGCACAUAGCGUAGUCGUGGUUUCUAGACGCACAGCCACAACCGACGGACGACCGGAGGCGCUGCUGGAGAAUUUUCUGGACGCGUUGGAAGCAGAUACCAGCGCUGACGACGUGCUGAAUGAUGAGUCACUGCUGCAACCUCUGGUCGAUGAUGACAUGGGACUCCAACGUCUGAACCAGUAUGUGCAAAAGUAUCUCGAUCUGCUCUUCUCGUUCUCUCCAAGUGGCAGCAAAGACAGUGGACGGACAGAACUGCUGAGUCCACCGCAGUGGGUAAAGGCCUUCCACGGGUUGACCAGGAGCUACAGCCGGCUGGAAUCCAAGAGGAGACAGGAGGCAGCGGCACUCGAAGCUUCGGACAAUGACAUCACACCGGAUUAUCUCGCCUCAGCGUCACUCGCGACGUACAGCUUCGACCCGAUGGAGCCGACACGGUAG